Calidris pugnax (ruff) is the source of this 1502-nucleotide messenger RNA. Its product is annotated as fer-1-like protein 5. The transcript is spliced from 11 exons. The coding region runs from base 108 to 1502 and encodes 464 amino acids. Gene Ontology annotation, cellular component: membrane. The record is from RefSeq and is a predicted model, not a curated record. NCBI's taxonomy places the organism in Eukaryota, Metazoa, Chordata, Aves, Charadriiformes, Scolopacidae. Gene Ontology annotation, biological process: plasma membrane organization; membrane fusion.
CCCCUAGACCUUCUCCACGCCUGCUCCAUGUCCUCUUCCCAUGUCUCCUCCACAUCUCCCCUCUAUGUCCCCCCGUACCCCCUCCAUGUCCCCUUUGUGUUCCUUCUAUGUCCCUCUUGGACCUUCUCCACAUCUCCAUGUCCCCUCCCCAUGUCCCCUCCAUGUCCCCCCCGUGUGGGUCACAGGGCUCCGGGGACAUCCAUGCCCAGCUCCGGCUGCGGCUGUGGCUGGGACUAGUGGCCCACAGCGGGGACUUGCCACGGCUCCUGGAGGGCACCCUGCGCGUCUACGCCGAGACGUAUGAAAACCAGACCAAGCUACUGGGCAAGUGGGGUCCCCGGGGGCUUCUGGGGUGCCCCAGCUUCUCCGACAGCGCCGGCAAAGUGGGGGUCCCCCGGCACCGAAUCCGUCCCCCCAAGGGCUGGCGCUGGGACGGAGCCUGGACCGUGGAGCCCCAGCGGAGGCUGCUGCUGGACACGGAGACCAACGUGAGCGAGGUGCUGGAGGAGGUCUAUGAGAAUGAGAGCCGGCCACUCGGUGGCCAGUGGCAACCAGCCACCGUGGCCACCACUGAUGCUAGCGGCGCGGCGGUGCCACCCAAGGAGGAGGUGGCAUGUCCCCAGGGUUGGCACGUCACCGAUGGCUGGCGGGUGGACGUGGCGGGGGCCGUGGAUGAGGCUGGUUGGCAGUACGGGGUGAGUGUGGCCACCGGUAGCCCCCCGCCAUCGUGGCACGCCACCGAGAAGACCUACCACACGCACCGGCGCCGGCGCUGGCUCCGCACCCGCCACAGGGACCCUGGCGCCCAGGGACGGGAGCAGGACGUGGCCACCUUCCUCCGGCUGCACGGGGCGCACAGCCCCGAGGUGGUGGCAGAGGCCGAGGGCUGGGAGUACGGGUCCCUCUGGGGGUCCCGCUUCCACCUCCGGCCCCGGGCGGGGGACGUGUGCCGGCGGCGCUGCUGGCACCGGCACAUGGUGCCCACCCAGAGCUCAACCGUGGCUCCCCUCUUCCUCCUGGAGGGAUCCCUGGGCACAGAGGACCCGGCCAAGGAGGACGAGCCGGCUGGGGCAGAGCGACAGGCACGGGGCUCAUCCCGGACCCCCUGGCAGCAGCCCGUGCCCUUCAUCCUCUGCACCUUCCAGCGACCCAACUUCUUCCAGCUCCGCUGCUACGUCUUCCAAGCGCUGGAGCUGGCACCCCGUGGCACCAAGACCACCGCAGACCCCGUCGCCCACGUCUCCUUCCUGCACGUCAGCCAGAGCACCCGGGCUCUCCCUGGCACCCUGGACCCCCUCUGGGACCAGACGCUGCUUUUUCACCGGGUGCUGCUCUACGGGGACCCCCGGGGGGUCCAGGAGGAGCCCCCCGUGGUGGUGGUGGAGGUCUUCGACCAGGACAGAGGGGGUGCCGGUGGUUUCCUGGGGAGGACCAUCUGCACCCCAGAUGUUUGGCUGGAUGUGGGGCGCCGGCGGCCCCCCCGGCUUUGGCGGGUGGUGUGA